This is a messenger RNA of Hibiscus syriacus, 507 nucleotides long. RefSeq lists its product as uncharacterized. The record is from RefSeq and is a predicted model, not a curated record. Bases 1 to 507 code for a protein of 168 amino acids. The transcript has 3 exons. Lineage: Eukaryota; Viridiplantae; Streptophyta; Magnoliopsida; Malvales; Malvaceae.
AUGGCCAAUAAUCCUCUUAAUUUUGCAUCACUCAACUCUACCAUGACUACCUAUCUCUUAUUUCUCAUCAUAGCAGCUUCUGCAUUUUCCACACUUAACGCUGAUGUGAGCAUCGAUUGUGGAACAUCUCAACUUUACAGUGCCGAUGACUAUUCCAUCGGCUGGCUUGGAGACGACAGCUACAUUCGACAUGGCCUUCUGGCCAUUCUAAGGGUAUUCACCGACAGGAAGAAAAGCUGUUACAACAUUCAUUCUUCCAAGGGAUCUAAAGUUCUUGUCCGAGCCUAUUUCUUUUAUGGAAAUUAUGAUGGGAAAUCAUCGCCCCCAAAUUUCGAUCUACAUUUUGAUGGGAAUCAUUGGGAUACGGUGGAGACUUCCAUUGACCAAUCUGUUUUCUACGAGGUUAUUUAUGUCACGAAGACGGAUAACAUUAGUGUAUGCGUUGCUCAGACGGUUCCAAACAUGUUUCCCUUUAUAUCGGCCAUCGAAGUUCGGAACUUGGACUAA